Selaginella moellendorffii is the source of this 3409-nucleotide messenger RNA. RefSeq names its product protein indeterminate-domain 1. NCBI's taxonomy places the organism in Eukaryota, Viridiplantae, Streptophyta, Lycopodiopsida, Selaginellales, Selaginellaceae. The coding region runs from base 1206 to 3290 and encodes 694 amino acids. Gene Ontology annotation, cellular component: nucleus. Gene Ontology annotation, molecular function: DNA-binding transcription factor activity. The record is from RefSeq and is a predicted model, not a curated record. The transcript has 3 exons.
UCUACUAGUGGUGUUAUUCUGGGAGAAGGAAGGAACGAAUUCAAGGAGAGAGAGUGUUGCGAGAGGAAGAAAAAUGGAGAGUAGCAGCAGCAGCAUGAGCCAGCGGCAGCUAGCAGCAAAGCAGCAGCAAACAGAUCUAGAGAAGUAGAUCUACCUUUGUUGUUGUUGCAUUCGCCUCCUCCUCGAAUGCGUUUUUUGCGCUGCUGCUGAAAGCUCCGCUUGCUUCCAUCUGCUUGUUGGCUUGCACAUAACACGGCGUUCCUUUGUUUUGUCCUCGUCGUCUCCGUCGUCUCGAGGGCUGUGGAGAGCAGUUUGCCGAUAGUUAGCACCCGCAAGGAAGCAGAAAAAGAUCAAUCCUCUCUUCUCCUCUCUCACUCACUCACUGGCGCACAACACACAACACACACAUACACGCUGCUCGUAGCCAGCGCAAGGAUAAAGAAGUUAAAAACAGUUUGGUGUUUACCUGGAGAUUCGUCGUUCAUUGUUUUCGCUUUUGCUCUUACUCCUGCUCCUCUUCCUCCUCCUCUUUCCGUUUGGUUGAGCUGAUCAAGUGGUCCCUUUGUAAAUGCUCCGAGAUGGGCUCUGCUGUUCCGAUUAGAGCAUCAGUGGUCCCUUCUCUUGGCUGGCUGGAUCAACAGGAAGAUUGCACAAGGAUGUGACUAUGUUAACACUUGCAUCUUCUCAAGCGCAUGGGAAAGGCAUGUUCCUUACAGCCUCCCCCGCCUCAAUCUCUUUCUUCGCCUCUCUCUCUCCCAUCUCUCUUCGUUGUUAAGCAGCUCCAGCGAAGUUCUUCGGUUUCUUGGCAGCGCAGCCAGAGAUUGUCAUCUCCCUCUCUUUGGCAUCCACAGUAUCGGGAUUUGGAGAUCACAGCAGUACCGACCAGUUGUAGGAGAGAGGUAGAUGUGCCGCCAGCGAUCUGCAAACGCAAGGAUUCUCCCGUGAGCAAGAAGCACACAAUUAUCGAGCUCCAACCUUGAUAAUUGCAGGAAAAUCACCUUGUCGGUUCCAAAGAGUCUCUAGGUAGCGGGCUCCGGGCGGCUAGAGCUCAGAACGCGUAAUGUUGCGGUGCUGAAGAUCGUGCUCUCGAGAGCUGCAGCAAUUGCAAAGAAGGUUUCUGGAGCAACAGUAGAAUUCUACCUCGAGAGGCCGUAUAUCGGCCAGGCAGCAAAAUUGAGCUCGAGUUCAUCAGCCGGAGCGAAGAUAUGACGCUGUCCAAUAUAACAACCGCGUCUGGCGAUUCCGGCACUCGAGCAGACAGUUCUGGAGUUCAGCAGGCUCAUCUCCACGGCUCCUUCAACCCGGGGUUUAUCUCAGGUGGUGCUGCUCAAGGGGAACAGCAGCAGCAGCAGCAGCCGCAGCAGCCGCCCGCCAAAAAGAAGAGAAAUCUGCCAGGAACUCCAGACCCAGAUGCGGAGGUCAUCGCAUUAUCACCCAAGACCCUCAUGGCCACAAACCGAUUUGUCUGCGAAAUUUGUGGAAAGGGCUUCCAGCGAGACCAGAACCUGCAGCUCCACCGGAGGGGCCACAAUCUCCCAUGGAAGCUCAAGCAAAGGACGAGCAAGGAGCCCCGCAAGCGAGUGUAUAUAUGCCCAGAAGUCAGCUGUGUCCAUCAUGAUCCAUCCAGAGCGCUCGGGGACCUGACCGGCAUCAAGAAGCAUUUUUGUCGUAAGCAUGGCGAGAAGAAGUGGAAAUGCGAUAAGUGCAACAAGCGGUAUGCUGUGCAAUCGGAUUGGAAAGCGCACUCGAAGACUUGCGGCACCCGAGAGUAUCGAUGUGACUGUGGAACUCUCUUCUCCAGGAGGGACAGCUUCAUCACGCAUCGUGCCUUCUGCGAUGCGCUCGCGGAGGAGAGCGCCAGGACGAGCAAGCCACCGCUGCCGGAGGGAGUCAUCAACAACAACAUGCCACCUUCUCCGCACGGUCAGUACGCGAUCCGCAUGCCUCCGGGAGCAGCCGGCGUGGGAUUCAGCGACGAGCUUUCUGCAAUGGGAGCAAUGCAGCACUUAGUACCAAGCGACGACUUCCAACAAAUGCAACGAUGGGGAGCGGCUGCCGGGGGCUCAGCCGGUCCGGGAGGAGCGGCACCCCGACUCUCGCUGUGGGUCGACCCGGGAGCUGACAGCAGCAUGGGAGGCUUCGAGUCGUCGCCAACCGGAGGCUCACCGUUUUCUCUCAAGAACAAUGCAGGCAUUCACAACGGGGUCGGGAUGGCGGGCAUUCUCGGACAGCUCGAGAUGGACAUGCCGAGACAGGCACCGGGAGGACACUUAUACUCGAACAGUCCGUUUGGAAACUCGGGACUCUCGGCACAGGGAUUCCACUCGCCGACACAGCAGCAGCAGAUGGGAGGUGGCAACAUUGCAGACAUGAUAGCAGCGUUUAACAAUAGGAUGGAAGCUCGCGGGGCUGGUGGCUCGGCAACAGCGGGUCUCUCACUCUCGUCAGCCAGCGGAAGCAACGCGACCAGCUUUGGAGUUCCUCGGCAACAAGGACCCUCGGCAUCGGCCGCGGCGCAGAUGUCCGCCACGGCACUGCUCCAAAAGGCAGCACAGAUGGGAGCAACCGCGAGCAACACUUCUCUACUCAGAGGAUUCGGACUGGCUGGAUCGGAGUCGAGCAACUCUUUCAACCUGGGGGCUCUCUGGCAGCAUGCAAACAGUAGGCAGCAGGACCAACCUGGUGGGAGGUCAUCGUCUUCGCCAGGAAACAUGCCGAGUUCUUCCCAGCCGCCACCCCAGCAGCUGCUCCUGAGACGACCCAGCGACGUCUCGGCGGAGGUGUCCGGCUCCGGAUCGUCCUCGGCUUACGGCGACCAUGUCCCGCGAUCAUCUAACGAGCACAUGAACAUGAUGCCGGAUCAGAGCUCAUACAACGUGUUUGGAGCGGCAAACAUGAGCCAGUACUCAUCGCUUCUGGGAGGUGUGAACGCGGCGGCGCUGGAGAAUCCAUCCGCUCAAAUGAUGGUGUCUGCGGAGGAUGGUUUAGUACGCAGCAUGGCCGGGAAGAAGAACAAUCCUUUCAGCGAGCAAGCAAUGCUGGCAGCGGGACUCCAAGGAAGAUUGAUGCCCAAGGUGGAGGAAGGAAGCGAUAGAAUGACGCGGGAUUUCCUGGGAGUGAGCGCAGCGACGAACGUACCUGGGAUUAUGGGAAGGAUGCCUCCAAACAUGGUGGAUUUCAGUAACAGCAGUGGCCAGCGGGACAACAACUCGAUGAAAUCCUCCUCGGCCGGGGUUGGAGCUGGAGCUGGGAACAGCGGCUCGCCAGGAAAAUCUUGGGAGUGUUCUUGAUCAUCAUCGAUCCAUCGGCUCGGGGGGGCUCUAUAUAAUUACGAGACUGGCAAAAUCCAAGCUUUUGGUUGAUUGAUUCAUCCUAGACUAGAGAAUAAAUCUGUUAUCACUUCGAUCGA